UAAUGAGAAAAAAAAAUCAGAAAAAGUUGCUAAUUAACCGCCUCUUCAAUCUCCAAGUCUGUCACCCUCCUCGCCGGCCGGAGAGACAACUACUAAAAUGGCGUAUACGUCGUCCCUAUUCGCCCCAACUGCCUUCCAUACUAACAAACCUAGAUUCUCUCCUGUUUCUACCAAGCCAAAGACGACUAGAACCGUAACCGUAGCCUCCAUUCCUCCCUUCAGCACCGCCUCGGCCACCGACGUUUCCUUAUUUGAUGGCACUACCCUCGCCGUCAUUGGCGGAGGCUCCGUCGCUGCGUUAGCCGCCGCUCUCUCCCUUACGGACCCAGAGCGCCGGCGCCGGCUCCAGGCUGAGGAGGUAGGAGGAGGCGAUAAGGAGGUGGUGAAAGAGUACUUCAACAAUUCCGGUUUCCAGCGGUGGAAGAAGAUUUACGGAGAGACGGAUGAUGUUAAUAAGGUACAGCGCGACAUUAGGCUGGGCCAUUCGAAGACGGUGGAGAAUGUAUUGAAAAUGUUGAAAGACGAAGGGUCACUGGAAGGAGUGACUGUUUGUGACGCAGGUUGUGGUACCGGGAGUCUAGCGAUUCCAUUGGCAAAAGAAGGAGCAAUUGUCUCGGCAAGCGAUAUCUCUGCUGCUAUGGUGGCCGAGGCUGAGAAGCAAGCAAAAGAGCAGCUGCAAGCAGUCGGCGAAAAUGCAGCACCUAUGUUGCCGAAAUUUGAAGUGAAGGAUCUAGAGAGCUUAGAUGGGAAGUAUGACACUGUAGUAUGCCUAGACGUUUUGAUACAUUACCCUCAGAGUAAAGCAGAUGGGAUGAUUGCCCAUCUUGCAUCAUUGGCAGAGAAGCGACUGAUUUUGAGUUUUGCUCCAAAGACAUUUUACUAUGAUCUAUUAAAAAGAGUGGGGGAGUUGUUUCCUGGGCCUUCAAAGGCAACCAGAGCAUAUCUACAUGCAGAGGCGGAUGUGGAGAGAGCUUUGAAGAAGGUUGGGUGGAGGAUAAAUAAGAGAGGCCUGAUCACUACACAAUUUUACUUUGCGAGGCUUGUUGAAGCUAUUCCUGCAUAAAAGGAACAGAAGCUAGAUUUGAACUUUUACUCGAUUAUCCUGUUGCUAGAAAGAGGUUCGAAGUUACUUUGUAAAGCCCUGAAUUUUCCAUAUGUACCACACGCUUGUAUUUUUAUGUAUUCUUAGUGUAUAUUAGCUAGCUAUGUAUCACAAUAUCUAAUGCACCUUCACAUAAGACUUGUGGGUUAUGUUAGGGUCAUAUUUGACUUCAUCAGUUUUGGCUUUCAAUUCAUGACAUGAACGUCCAUCCUUAA
Messenger RNA from Manihot esculenta (cassava), 1317 nucleotides. RefSeq names its product magnesium protoporphyrin IX methyltransferase, chloroplastic. The record is from RefSeq and is a predicted model, not a curated record. The transcript is spliced from 2 exons. Gene Ontology annotation, molecular function: magnesium protoporphyrin IX methyltransferase activity. Gene Ontology annotation, biological process: chlorophyll biosynthetic process. Lineage: Eukaryota; Viridiplantae; Streptophyta; Magnoliopsida; Malpighiales; Euphorbiaceae. Bases 98 to 1063 code for a protein of 321 amino acids.